This is a messenger RNA of Bolinopsis microptera, 1927 nucleotides long. Its product is annotated as tubulin gamma-1 chain-like. Gene Ontology annotation, molecular function: GTP binding; structural constituent of cytoskeleton. The transcript is spliced from 9 exons. Bases 1 to 1386 code for a protein of 461 amino acids. Gene Ontology annotation, cellular component: gamma-tubulin complex; nucleus; centrosome. Gene Ontology annotation, biological process: mitotic sister chromatid segregation; microtubule nucleation; cytoplasmic microtubule organization. The record is from RefSeq and is a predicted model, not a curated record. NCBI's taxonomy places the organism in Eukaryota, Metazoa, Ctenophora, Tentaculata, Lobata, Bolinopsidae.
AUGCCUAGGGAGAUCAUCACAGUACAAGUAGGACAAUGCGGAAAUCAGAUUGGGAUGGAGUUUUGGAAGCAGCUGUGCGCCGAACACGGUAUCAGCAGUGAAGGAGUGCUAGAAGACUGGGCCACAGACGGGACAGAUCGUAAAGACGUGUUCUUCUACCAAGCGGACGAUGAGCAUUAUAUCCCACGUGCAGUGCUGCUGGACUUGGAGCCGCGCGUUAUCAACUCUAUCACUAAUCCUAAAGAGAGCAACUACUCCAACCUGUUUAACCCUGAGAAUAUCUACAUGUCUAAACACGGUGGUGGAGCUGGAAAUAUCUGGGCUAGUGGCUACUCACAGGGUGAGGGAUUGUACGAGGAGAUAUUCGACAUUAUAGACAGGGAGGCGGACGGGUCAGACAGUUUAGAGGGUUUUGUACUGGCUCAUUCUAUUGCUGGCGGUACUGGCUCCGGAAUGGGCAGUUACGUGUUGGAGCGGCUCAACGAUAGGUUCCCAAAGAAGUUAAUACAGACAUAUAGCGUGUUUCCACAGACUGCGGAAGCGAGCGACGUGGUAGUGCAGCCUUACAAUUCCCUUCUAACACUCAAACGACUGACUCAGAGUGCAGAUUGUGUUGUCGUCCUGGACAACACUGCUCUCAAUAGAAUAGCUUCAGAACGGUUAAAGAUUCCUAAUCCCACCCUUGAUCAGAUAAACCAACUUGUAUCGACCAUAAUGGCAGCGAGCACAACGACUUUAAGAUAUCCUGGAUAUAUGAACAACGAUUUGAUCGGUCUCAUCGCAUCCCUCAUUCCGACACCUAGACUGCACUUUUUAAUGACUGGUUACACUCCUCUGACUCUGGAUCACAAGAUUAGUAACGUGAGAAAGACGACCGUAUUGGAUGUCAUGAGGCGACUUCUGCAACCCAAAAACAUCAUGGUGUCUACCCCCAAGGACAGGCGGCACAAUCACUGUUACGUCAGCAUUCUCAACAUCAUUCAGGGAGAGGUGGACCCAACACAAGUACACAAGAGCUUACAGAGAAUCAGGGAGAGAAAGCUGGCAAACUUUAUACCGUGGGGACCAGCAAGCAUACAAGUAGCGCUGAGCAAGAAGUCCCCAUACAUCCAAACAGCUCACAGAGUAUCCGGUCUUAUGUUGGCAAAUCACACUUCUAUCUCCAGCUUAUUUGUCAAAACGUUGCAGCAAUACGAUAGACUGAAAGCGAGAGGUGCGUUCUUGGAGCAGUUUAAGAAAGAGAAGAUGUUUUCGGAGGGUCUUGAAGAAUUUGACAGCGCCCGUGAGGUAGUGCAACAGUUGAUAGACGAGUAUCAGGCAGCCACACAGGUCGACUAUAAGAUGUACUCCGGAGUGCCACAAGCGAGUACUAAAAGUGCCGAAUAGAAGAUCAUUUCCACCAUACUGGUGCUAGGGUUUGAUUAUUUCGGAUUGUUAUUGUAGCCAGUUGGCAGAUGUCCACCGAGCGAGCGAGUAUGAUGAAAAUAUUUGGAGAAUUCGAACUGACGAAAGGUGGAGUUAGAGGUGGUUGGGACUAAAAGUAGGGCAACUUUUUAACUAUUUAAGGUUUGAUUUUGAUAAAUAUACACUUUGAAGAAUUAAUAUUGUUCGACCCAUCCGGCAUAAUAAUAACAGUUAUAUUGUCCGUGUUGUAUUUUAGCUAGCUAGAUUUGAAAGACUGAUGAGGAUGAUGUCAUGAUGUGUGCGACUUUGACAAAUUCUCAAAUUUUCAUGCUAUCCUGUUUGUGAUUUUGUGAUCAGACUCAUUUAAUCAUGAAUUUCUAUUUUCUAUAACUUUGUAGUUUGUUGAAUAUUUUAGAUGCGAAAUAAUGGUUAUUUAUUAUAUGUUAAUGCUUAUGCUAUUUAUACUUCAUAUUAUUUUGUAAUCAAAAUCUUGCUUUUAUCAUUUUGAACAUUCACCGAACAG